AUGACACACUCCAUCAUCUCACCCGCCAUCCUCUACUUCGGCACGCCCGUCCUCCUCAUCACGUCCGAAAACGAAGACACAUCACACAACAUCUGCGCCAUCUCCUCCGUCUUCUGGCUCGGCCACCGCUGCAUCCUGGGCUUCGGCGCAGCCAGCAAAACCCCCCAGAACAUCCUACGCACGAAACAAUGCGUCGUAAACCUCCCAGAUGAAACCAUGACACGCCCCGUAAACGCCCUAUCUACCACCACGGGGACGGAGCGCCCGUCCUCGAGCAAACUCGCCCGCGGCUACCGCUUCGUCAAGGACAAGUGGACGUGUGCGGGCCUCACGCCCCAGCCGGCGGAUUUUGUGCGUCCCCCCAGGAUAAGGGAGUGUCCUGUGCAGAUGGAGUGCGAGCUUGCGGGCACGCAUGAUAUGAUGGAGGAUGUGCCGGAUCGGAAGGGCGUGCUUGUUGCUUUGGAGUUGCAGGUGGUGAGGGUGCAUGUCGUGGAUGGGAUUAGGAUGAAGGGGUAUGCGAAUAGGAUUGAUCCUGAUUUGUGGAGGCCGCUCAUCAUGUCUUUUCAGGAGUUGUAUGGGCUUUCGGGGAGGGCGGGGGAGAGCCAGUUGGGGAGGAUUGAUGAGGAGUUGUAUAGGAGGGCUACGAGGAGUGAUGUUGUGAAACGGCUGGGGGAUGGGGACAUGGCGAUGGCUGAGGAGAGAGAGGGUAGGGUGAAUGGAGUGAAUGGAACGAAUGGGACAGUUGCAAACGGUUGUUAG
Pochonia chlamydosporia 170 is the source of this 759-nucleotide messenger RNA. RefSeq names its product flavin reductase domain-containing protein fmn-binding protein. The record is from RefSeq and is a predicted model, not a curated record. The transcript has a single exon. Gene Ontology annotation, molecular function: FMN binding. NCBI's taxonomy places the organism in Eukaryota, Fungi, Ascomycota, Sordariomycetes, Hypocreales, Clavicipitaceae. The coding region runs from base 1 to 759 and encodes 252 amino acids.